AUGGCGGGGAGGCUGAAAGAUGAUCAGUAUGAUAAAGAAUCAGAAAUUGAAGAGGAAACGCUUCUAAUACCAGAGAAUGUCAUUGACCAGGCUUCUCAGCGAAUUUUUCUCGUAUCGAUCUUCGUGCUCAUCCAAUGUUGGAAGAUCUACGACAUUCUACUAAUAAAAGCUGAUGCGUUUUCUGCGCACAUGGCUAUGGAUAGUGGAAGUACGGCAUUUCAGUCAUUCACGUCUUUGAACAAUUUCACGUUUGUUUUGAAAUACGCAGUCAUGGAUGGCUUGUUUCUUUGGACUCUACCGGUGCUCAGUGUGCCAUUACUCAGGUUCCUGCCCUUGGUGACCCUUUUGCUUACUAUAACAGUCACUUGUUUUACCUUUGUGCUUGCAAGUGAUACAGCCAUUCCUGUUCUCUCUGGCGCUUUUGUGCCAAUCUGGAAUGUCAUCUUUCGCAAUAAGGAACUCACCAUUGUGGGGGACUCCAUUAAUCCACAGGCAUUGAGUGACAUGAAUGCUCAUUUCAAGGGAAGAUAUACUAUCAGGUACCUCCCAGAGUCGUCUGCACAGCUAAAUCCAUUCCACUUUGACGGUCUUUGUUUAGAGCAGGCAACUAAAGAAUACUCGCAAUUUCCCUCGUCAAUCCACUUACCAAUUGAAUUCAACACAACAUCGGAGAUUGGAAUGUUGCGUCUUCAACACACUUCACCCUCAAAUGAGGUUUCUUAUAUUGAUUAUACCGCCAGAGACGUUAAAAAGUUACUUCGAAAGGACUACUCCCAUCUCGCUCACUACCCUGGAUUUGUUUCCAACGACGAUAGGAUAUCCUAUUUGGAAGUCAAUAUAAAAAAGCCUGGUACCUAUAAAAUUGCAAAGGUUACGGAUAAAGAGGGCACAAACAUCCGUUCGUACAAGUCUGAGUUCUCGGUGGCACAUUGCCCAGUUUCUAAGUUCAUCUACCCUGGUCUAGAACUGGCGUACUCGGGGGCUGUCUGUGUUGGAUCUCAUGCCCAAGACUUAGACUGGGCUUUGCCUCUUGUCGAAACAUAUGGUGUUCAUCCUUUGCAAGUGCAAAUUGCGGCCGAGAUCGAGGGAAAGCCCGUUAGUCAGUUCAAUGCUACCAUACCUGUACCUUCGGAACUUGAAGGAGCAUGGACUUCCACAAAAUCUGUCAAAGUUACCAGAAAUGCUUUGGAACAGGAGGUUUUGAAGCAAGCUCUGCAACUCGCUAAUAAUGCACCAGGUUUGGUGAAAUUUCAUCUACUUGCGGUCACUGACUACUUGGGGAACACGAGGAGGUAUAACCCGCUUUCGACUGACAAAGAUGUUUUGCAUAAAAUAGAUAUCAGGCGCUCACCUCAAAUUCUGCUUAUCGACAAGUACCCUGAUAGACCCUUGUUAGAAAACGCCACCAAGAGACUUUUUCUCACACUGCGAAGUGAAAUCAGCUUUCCCCUUCAUAUUUCUAUGCAAUUCGCCGAUGAUGAUGGUGAGGGAAACUCUUUCACAAGUACUUAUACAUUUAAUGAUCUCCACGAACUCGAGAAAGGUAUCGAGAUCUCGCAUCCCGGAGAAUAUGUUUUGCGUGAGGGGUCUGAUAAGCUCUGUCCAUGCGAAAUCGAUAAAAAGCCAAUCCAAAUAAGAGUUCCUCAUCCACCUGAGGCUUUCAUUGUUGGGAAACCUAUAACAGACAAGUGUGUUGGUGACAUUGGUUUACAGUUCGACGUCAAAUUUUCCGGCUUGGGUCCUUUCAGAUUGCUGUAUCAAGUAUUCAAGAAUCAGUCAGGUACCCUUAGACCCGUGUUGAGCGAGCGCGGGAUGGCUUAUCACACGAAGGUCUCUUCAGAGGACAAUCUUCGCUUUGACUAUAAGCCUGAACAAGAGGGUAGUUACACCAUUGUAUUUAAGGAGUUGAGAGAUAAGAAUUACAUCAAUUCUCCAAUUUCUUUGGAACAAGCUCCAAACACCUUCACAAUAUAUUCCAGACAACGCUCAAAGCUCAAGUUCCCUCAGGAUUUGGAGACACAGGUCAUUUUUCUUUGCAAGGGCGAGCAAAGCACUAUUCCAAUCUCAUUUGAUGGUAACGCUCCUUUUUCAUUCAGUUACGAAAUUGUGAAUAAGGAAACCAAAAGGACAGUCAAGCUGGAACACGUGCAAGCAUUUUCUAGCAAAAUUUUCGAUAUUGUUACCCCUAAAUUCGACAAAGGAGGUGAAUUCGAGGUGAAACUCUCAAACGUAAGGGAUGCCCUUGAUUGUCCGGUACAAACAGUUGGAAGAGGUAAAGUAGACAUUCGUGCCCAGAAAAAUGUUCCUGAGGUUCAAAUUGCUUAUGAAGAAAGUUACGAGAUAGUGGAAGGUCAAGGUGCUGAGAUUCAAUUUGCAUACAAACAUGCUUCACCUUCUCCAGUUAAGAAGCUUCAGUUAUCAGUUCAAAACCUUUACAAGCCAGAUGUUGUGAAAGAUAUUUCCAUUAGUGCUGCUGACAGGAUUCGAGUGUUCGAAGAAGGAAUUUAUCGCCUCUCUUCCUUCAAGGAUGAGAGGUGUCCAGGAAUCGUAAGAAAUUCUCACUUGGCAGUUGAGGUGAAGUUCUCUCCGAAACCAAAUCUCACCUUCAUUGCUGAUGAAGCUUUGUUGAUGAAGCAGCACUCAGACGGGCCACGCUCCAUACAUUUAAAAGCAGUAUGUCAGAACUCGGCAUUGCAAGUCACUCCGAUACUCGAAGGCGCACCUCCCUUCUUUGCCAACCAUCAGAUCACGUACCCAGAUGGCAGAAGCGUAAGUGACGUCGUACCAAUUCCAGAACAGAAAAUAACUUUGCCUACGGACAAAGAAGGAGACUUCGAACUUGUUUUCAAUGGUGUGUACGACAAGCUCUAUUCCAAGGAUGUGCUCGAUAAUUUGAAUUACGUUCAAGAACCAUCUACCAUCCGAUACUCAGUGCUUGCCAAUCCGGAGCUCAAAAUUCCUAAGGGCAAGCUGCAUAUACAAAUAUGCGAGUCGAUGGUGCAAAAUGAGGAUGCUGUUCAACUUCUGAUUCCUGUGGACUUCAAAGGACAAGCGCCUUUCACGUUAAGUGGGGUUAUCAGGCACACUGAUACAGACAGGGUAGAGAGAUUUGAGGUUAAAGAUAUCAAAUCCGAUGAAGUUGAUCUUCGCUUGGCCACAUUUAAAGGCAAGUCCUUAGGUGACCUCCUUACAGUCGGUGACCACCUUGUUAUUUUUGAGAGUAUUUCUGAUGUAAACGGGUGCUCAAACACUCGACUUCACUCGCGCAACACUCUCUCGAUCUCCGUCACUAAGGUGCCCGAAAUCACGAAGGAGAGCAAGAAGGACUACUACUGUGUUGGCGAGCAUGUGUCUUACAAGUUGCAGGGUAUAGCACCAUUUCAGGUCUACUACAAUUUCAAUGGCCAGAACAGAAAGGCAGAAGUUGGCCACGACUUUGAGAGAUUAGCGGCCAAAUCAGGGGAGCUCUCCAUUGUCGCUUUAGAGGAUGCGUCUGUGAGCCGCUGUUUGGUGAACUAUACAACAAUACCAACAAAAUUCGAAGAUCUCAAGUUGCAGAUCCAUGACAUCCCUUCUGUGGAAAUAAGUCAUGGUGACACGAUUAUCAAGAACUUGCAAGAGGGAGAUCAAGCUGAGAUUGUCUUUAAAUUCAGCGGUAUACCACCCUUUGAGGUGACAUAUGUGAGAACGAUCGAUGAAAGUCUAGGCGGGAAGAAGAGCAAGUCCCAUAAAAAGACAAACAAGAGGAGAAAGGUGGUUGAUACCAAGACUAUCAAGGAUAUAUGGAAUUAUGAGCACACAGAAGUGGUGAGUCUUGAAGGUACUUAUGAUGCUAUUGAGAUCAAGGACGCCUAUUGCAAAGCAAAACGAGACGUCGAUGAACUUGUCUAA
This is a messenger RNA of Candidozyma auris, 3891 nucleotides long. RefSeq names its product Pom152p (gene POM152). The record is from RefSeq and is a predicted model, not a curated record. Gene Ontology annotation, biological process: nuclear pore organization; protein import into nucleus. The transcript has a single exon. Bases 1 to 3891 code for a protein of 1296 amino acids. Lineage: Eukaryota; Fungi; Ascomycota; Pichiomycetes; Serinales; Metschnikowiaceae. Gene Ontology annotation, molecular function: structural constituent of nuclear pore. Gene Ontology annotation, cellular component: nuclear pore transmembrane ring.